AGUGGCUAGUUGGUAGUUAGUCAACUCUGAGAUUUAGUCACAAAAUGUUAUCGUCGCAACGUUGCCGACGGGUUUUGCUGCUCUUGGCUUUAUGCCAUUGCCUGAGCAUCGCUUGCUCUCUGCAGUGUGCCGAAGAUGAUGAGGAUUGUCGUGAGGCAUUUAUGCAUCCCAACAUUGAAGACCACUCGAUACGACGCCGUUCAAUUCCCGGAGAGGUACAGUCGGAAUAUUGGCUGGACAAAGGCAAACGUUUUGUGGCCUAUAAAGAUGCCAGUGCCAGUCGGCCCCAGCGAGGUAAAGCCAAGAAUAUUAUUUUCUUUUUGGGUGAUGGCAUGUCAUUGGCCACACUGGCUGCCACCCGGGUCUAUUUGGGUGGUGAGGAACAGGAAUUGUCUUUUGAAAGUUUCCCCGAUGUGGGUCUAAUGAAAACCUAUGCCAUUGAUCGUUUGGUAACGGAUUCCGCCUCAGCAGCCACGGCUCUGCUAUGUGGUGUAAAGGCCAACUAUGGUACGGUGGGUGUUUCGGGUCGAGUUCAGCGUGCCGAUUGUGAGGCCUCGAAAGAUCCCGCUCACCAUGUGGACUCCAUUGCCAAAUGGGCCUUGGACAGUGGUCGUCAGGUGGGUUUGGUUACCACCACUCGGGUGACACAUGCCUCACCGGCUGGCCUCUAUGCCCAUGUGGCGGAUCGUGAUUGGGAAAACGACAAGAAAGUAAAGACAGAUUGUGGCAAAAAUUCAGGUAUAGCCGACAUUGCCCUACAGCUAAUGGAAGGAGAUGUGGGCAGGAGGUUCAAAGUAAUUCUCGGUGGUGGAAAAUCACAGUUUUUGGAUAAAGACUACUCCGAGGAUGGCAAGCGUCGGGAUGAACGUAAUCUAAUUAAAGAAUUCCAACAGCUUGAUUCCGAAAAUGUCUUCGUGGAAACCAGAGAUGAAUUGAUGGCCGUGGAGGCGGACAAGACCAAACGUUUAUUGGGUCUCUUCAACGAGGGUCACAUGAAAUAUAAUCUCAAGGCCUUGGAUUCCAAGAAAAAUCAACAACCCACUCUCACCGAAAUGACCCACAAGGCCAUUGAGGUUUUGAGCCAGGGCGAGGGGGGAUAUUUCCUUUUCAUUGAGGCUGGUCGCAUUGAUAUGGCCCAUCAUAAUAACAAGGCCAAACUGGCCUUGGAUGAAACUGCCCAGCUAAGUGAGGCUGUGGCCUUGGCCAGAACUUUGACCAGUGUAGAUGAUACUCUUAUUGUGGUGGCUUCGGAUCAUUCUCAUACCAUGAGUAUUUCAGGAUAUGCUCAACGCAAAAAUGACAUUUUUGGCUUUGGUGCCUUCGGUGAAGACCAGCUGCCAUACCUCACCUUGAGCUAUGCCAAUGGUCCCAGUUUUGGGGAAUUUUACAACACAAAAGCCCAUGUCCGCUAUGAUCCCACCAAUCAAAAUGAAGAUUCAGAUUUAGAUUUUGAUCUACAAUUUCCUUCGACGGUACCCUUGGAAUCUGAGACCCACAGUGCCGAAGAUGUGGCAGUUUAUGCCUCAGGUCCUUGGUCCGAUUUAUUCAGUGGUGUCUAUGAACAGAGUACUUUGCCGUAUUUGAUGGCAUUUGCUGGCUGUUUUGGUCCUGGCAAACAGGCAUGCAGCUCAUAGGGAGAUGCAAGAGUUUGAACCCUUUGAAAAAACAUAUAAAGCUGUAUUGUGAUAUUUAAUUAAAUUAA
Musca domestica (house fly) is the source of this 1702-nucleotide messenger RNA. RefSeq names its product membrane-bound alkaline phosphatase. Gene Ontology annotation, biological process: dephosphorylation. Bases 45 to 1634 code for a protein of 529 amino acids. The transcript is spliced from 2 exons. The record is from RefSeq and is a predicted model, not a curated record. Gene Ontology annotation, molecular function: alkaline phosphatase activity. Lineage: Eukaryota; Metazoa; Arthropoda; Insecta; Diptera; Muscidae.